UCUAGGUCUAGAAUCUAGAUGUGUAGCCACAAGAUUUUCCCAGGUUCCAGACUCUUUCAACUAUGUAAUUAACAUUCCCCAAUUUUUAUGUAUACAAUUUUUUCUUUUUCUUUUUUCUUGUUUUGUUUUAUAAAAGUUUGAAACUUUGUGUUCACUUGAACCUGUUUGUGUUUCUGGGUGUUGACCAUAACUGCAGAUUUAGAGUCUGUAAUGGGGUAAUCUUAAUCUGUAUGAUGAGCGAGUUAAGAGUAAACUGAGUGCGUGAGUGACCUGUGACAGCUGUUGAAGUGCUGUUAGAGGGGUAAAGAUCCUUGCUUUCGAGUUUUAAAAGGUGCUUAUUUUUGAUUCCAUAACAUCUGGCAAAUUUUUGUAUAAAAAAAAAAAAAAACACAAAAUUUCUCUAUUUUUAAACCCUUGGUUGUCUGCAUACCAAGAUUCCAUCCAGGAAGGCAGUUCACUGACUUGCAGAGCUUUAUAUUGCAAAGAUUAGCCCGAGACAAGGUGAUUGAUUCAUUGGUGAAGAGAUGAAUUCCGGAGCUGUGCUUGUAGCAAUCGCUGCUUCGAUUGGCAACUUUCUGCAAGGAUGGGAUAAUGCUACAAUUGCUGGAGCGAUUGUGUACAUCAAGGAGGACCUUCAUCUGGGAAAUACUGUAGAAGGUCUUGUUGUGGCUAUGUCACUCAUUGGAGCCACUGCCAUCACAACAUGUUCUGGAGCCAUAUCAGAUUGGCUUGGUCGACGGCCAUUGCUAAUAGUGUCUUCGAUUCUUUAUUUCAUUAGUGGUUUGAUAAUGUUCUGGUCUCCUAAUGUCUAUGUUUUAUGCAUGGCAAGGCUAUUAGAUGGCUUUGGAAUUGGUCUGGCGGUUACUCUUGUCCCAAUAUAUAUAUCUGAGACUGCCCCGCCACAGAUAAGGGGAUUGUUAAAUACUCUUCCUCAAUUCACUGGUUCUGGUGGAAUGUUCUUAUCAUAUUGUAUGAUUUUAGGAAUGUCCUUUAUGGCCUCGCCAAGUUGGAGACUGAUGCUUGGUGUUCUCUCAAUACCUUCUCUUCUCUACAUUGUCUUGACAAUUUUUUAUUUGCCUGAAUCUCCUCGGUGGCUUGUGAGUAAAGGAAAGAUGCUUGAGGCAAAACAUGUUCUUCAGAGAUUACGUGGCAGGGAAGAUGUUUCAGGUGAGAUGGCUUUGCUUGUUGAAGGUCUUGGGAUUGGGGGUGAAACUUCUAUAGAAGAGUACAUAAUAGGCACAACUGAUGAAAUUGCUGAUGGUGAAGAACCGACUGAUGACAAAGACAAAAUCAAAUUAUAUGGACCUGAGGAAGGCCUCUCUUGGGUUGCCAAGCCUGUCACCGGACAGAGUAUGUUUGGUAGCAUUGCCUCUCGCCAGGGAAGUAUGGUGAACCAGAGUGUACCUCUUAUGGAUCCCCUUGUAACAUUAUUUGGUAGUGUUCACGAAAAGCUCCCAGAGACAGGAAGCACACGCAGCAUGCUUUUUCCUAAUUUUGGAAGUAUGUUCAGUACUGCAGAGCCUCAUGUCAAGGAUGAGCAGUGGGAUGAAGAGAGCCAAAUGGGAGGUGAGGACUAUGCAACAGAGGCUGCUGGGGGGGACUCUGAUGACAAUUUGCAUAGCCCAUUAAUUUCACGUCAAACAACCAGUGUGGACAAGGACAUGGUUCCUCCUGCUUCUCAUGGCAGUGUUAUGAGCAUGAGACGCCAUGGCACUCUUGUGCAAGAAAGUGAGGAGCCAGGUAGUAGUACAGGCAUUGGUGGUGGUUGGCAGUUAGCAUGGAAAUGGUCUGAGAGAGAAGGUGAGGAUGGAAAGAAGGAAGGAGGAUUUAAGAGAAUUUAUUUGCACCAGGAGGGAGGCCCUGGAACUCGUCGUGGGUCUCUUGUUUCACUUACAGGUAAUGAUGCUCCUGCUGAAGGUGAGUACAUCCAAGCUGCUGGUCUGGUAAGCCAGCCUGCUCUUUAUUCCAAGGAGCUUCUGGAUCAGCAUCCUGUUGGACCUGCAAUGGUUCAUCCAUCAGAAACUGCUGGAAAAGGACCACUUUGGGAAGCUCUUAAUGACCCAGGAGUUCGGCGUGCCUUGUUGGUUGGGGUUGGAAUCCAGUUACUUCAGCAGUUUUCUGGAAUAAAUGGAGUUCUCUACUACACCCCACAAAUUCUCGAAGACGCAGGUGUUGAAGUUCUUCUUGAAGGCUUGGGCCUUAGUUCAACUUCUGCAUCAUUCCUUAUUAGUGCAUUCACAACUUUUCUGAUGCUUCCUUGCAUUGGUGUGGGCAUGAAGCUCAUGGAUAUCUCAGGCAGAAGGCGGCUGCUACUUACCACAAUUCCUGUGCUCAUUGUGUCUCUUGUCAUUCUAGUCUUUAGUGAACUUGCGGACAUAGGCGAAGUUGUGAGUGCAGCAAUCUCGACUGCUUGUGUCAUCAUCUACUUUUGCUGCUUUGUCACAGCAUAUGGACCAAUUCCUAAUAUCCUCUGCUCUGAGAUCUUCCCUACAAGGGUUCGUGGCCUCUGCAUUGCCAUCUGUGCUUUAGUCUACUGGAUCUGUGAUAUCAUUGUCACCUACACCCUGCCUGACUUGCUCAGUUCGAUGGGCCUAGCUGGCAUCUUUGGCAUUUAUGCUGUUUUCUGCUUCAUCUCUUGGUUCUUCGUCUUCUUGAAGGUUCCAGAGACCAAGGGCAUGCCCCUUGAAGUCAUCACCGAGUUCUUUGCUAUUGGUGCAAGACAAGCGGACGCGAAGAGUGAGUGAUUUGCUGCGUUGAACCUAGACGUCCCCAACAUCAGUUUGGAAAAUUUUGCACAUUAUUGUUGCAUAAAAAAUGAGUCAUCUUCAGGUUCAAAUGUAUCAAACUAUAAUUUUUUUUUCUGUUUCCUUUAAUUUUUUAUUCUUAGCAUACCAGUUAAAUUACGUGCGUGGAAGAACUAGUUGAGUGUUGUUAUAUCAAUCCUCUUCGUAAGAAGAUUUGCUCAGAUUUGAUGUGAUAUUGUAUUGCUUUUUGCUUAGAAAGAAGCUACUCUUGAUAAUGCAGAUGCAGGCACUGUUUAUCAUAAACAACCGGUUGGCCUUUUAGUUGGCCAAAAGAAAUCAGUUAACCCUUU
This is a messenger RNA of Rubroshorea leprosula, 3094 nucleotides long. The record is from the annotation of a GenBank genome assembly. Lineage: Eukaryota; Viridiplantae; Streptophyta; Magnoliopsida; Malvales; Dipterocarpaceae.